UGGAAUGCAUCACAGUAAACUUUGACAACCAGCAGCAGCAGAAUUAGUUUGUUUGCAUAAAAGUGCGUCUCAGUGGACGGAAGUAUAAUUUCGGUUUGUUUGCCUGGUCAUAUCGGAUCGCAGAAGUAGUAUCUGCGCUGAAUAUCGGCGAUCCACAGGAUGGAAGGUAGCUCUUCACGCGGCAGUGGUUCUGCGGAAGCGGACGGCAUUGAACGGGACAUUGCAACCAGACGGAACCGUAUAAUGCGUAUGCGUAUGAUACAGCGUACCAUCGACACCGACGACAGCAGCAACGGGUCGGAGGACAACAACAAUGGGCAAAUGGAGGAAGAAAUUGCCGAGCAGGAGUACGAAACGGCCGAUUCGUCCCCUGUGCCCGCCGCCGUGGUGGACCCAGCGCUAGAGUUGGAGCUGUUCGAGGAUUACAUACGGGAACGGGAGUCGGCGGGAACCGAAAUCUACAACACAGAGCUUCCUACCGAGCACGCCUAUCUCGGCAAACUGGAACGGGUGGAAGGAGUUGACUAUCUGGAACCGGGCAAAACGUAUCGGUUACCGAUCUACAGUCAUCACUCGAUCGUGUAUCCGGGCGAGAUCGUGCCACUGAUGCUGAACGCCUCCAACCUGUACAGUGGCGGCACGGACGACUCUUCGGACGGGCUCAAGUUUGGGCUCGUCUUUGAGGACCAGUACACGAGCAAGGGUCGCGUGUACGGGGUCACCUGCCAAGUGUACGAGCGGGGCGACGAGGGAGAGUCGGCCCUGCUGAAAACCAUCGCCCAGCAACGGUUCUUCAUCGUUCGCCAAUCACAGGAACGAAGAGUGGAGGUUAAAAUUCUACCCGAAAUCGUGCUUCCGGACCCACUGAUUAGCAGCUGUUCGAACGCAAUGGCACGGUACGCACACAGUCAGCAGAAGGAUCGAGUGAACAGCUUCAAGCGCAUGCUGGCGCAAACGAGCGUGUGGCCAAAGUUCGUGUACGAUCAGUACGGCACCGACGAGGUGCUGGCCAAAGUGAAACGCUUUCUGUCCUCGGUCAAAAUAACCAGCGUACCGACGGACCCGAUCAAACUGUCGUUUUGGCUCGCCAGGAACAUACCGCUCACGGAGGAGAAUCGCACCAUGAUCUUCUGCACCGAUUCGGUGCUCCGCCGCAUGCUGAUCAUCAACAAAGCACUCGAUCACAUGUGGUACUUUAUCUGCAAACGGUGUGACAACGAAAUCGCCAAUUACAACGACAUUUUUGCCAUGUCCAAACAGGGGGUCCAGACGAGUUACUGCAACCCGUCCGGUUACGUGCACGACACACUGACGGUGCUGAAAACGAAAGAAAACUCGACCAACACCGUCGACCGGCUCUCGACCGAGUUCAGUUGGUUUCCCGGCUACUCGUGGCAGAUUACCGUUUGUGCGAACUGUCGGCAGCAUCUGGGAUGGAAAUUUGUGGCAACGAAGAAAAAUUUCCUACCGAAAAGCUUUUAUGGUUUAUCGGGCACUAACAUAACGGUGAAAUCGCACGGCGAUCUUAAGAACAGCCGGGCGACCGAUGGGAGACCGAACAGUGCGCCUACUACGAGCAACGCAACCGCCAACAGUACGGCCGCCGGUCCGGCGGACGACUAUUACAGCUCGAGCAGUGACGAUGAUUUUUCUUGGUACUAGCAAAUACUGUGUGGUUUGCUCGUUUUUGUUUCCUUUUUAUUUUUACUUUUUUGCAUAAAAUUAAUUUAAAACAGCAGCAGCUACACGUUGCCGGCGUUAUGUUCUGUACACUCUUCUGUUACUGUUUCGACUGUAUGUUUUGUUACAUUUAAAACAUCGUUCGUCACAUGUUCGUCAAACGAAUCUGUUGUUCGUUAUCAUUUAAGCGUCGAAUCGUCGAAGACUGAAUUUAAGUUAUGACUGUGUUUGGUGUGUCGAUCUAAAUCACGCAAACCUACAUCACUCUGUGCGGCAGUUGUCUUCACCUAUAUGUAAAAUAUGCAGCUAAUGGUUAAGGUUUAUCAAGUCUCGUGUGCAAAAAAGCUAUUACUUU
Molecule: messenger RNA, 2035 nt
Organism: Anopheles cruzii
Lineage: Eukaryota; Metazoa; Arthropoda; Insecta; Diptera; Culicidae
Gene: ohgt
Product: protein cereblon
Exons: 5
Coding region: 160-1662 (500 amino acids)
Source: RefSeq, a predicted model, not a curated record